Molecule: messenger RNA, 2202 nt
Organism: Aspergillus clavatus NRRL 1
Lineage: Eukaryota; Fungi; Ascomycota; Eurotiomycetes; Eurotiales; Aspergillaceae
Product: arginine--tRNA ligase
Exons: 4
Coding region: 1-2202 (733 amino acids)
Biological process (GO): arginyl-tRNA aminoacylation; mitochondrial translation
Cellular component (GO): cytoplasm; mitochondrion
Molecular function (GO): arginine-tRNA ligase activity; ATP binding
Source: RefSeq, a predicted model, not a curated record
AUGGCAUCUGCUGCAGACCUGCCCGUCGCCGUUGAGGGCCUCACCAUCCAUUCGACGUCCGAGACCUCCAAGUUCCCCAACUGCUAUCCCUCGUUAAACCCCGUGGAUAUCUACCGAGAGCACAUUGCGGAGAAGCUGGGUGCCGCUACGGGCAUUGAGCCCGAGAAGAUCUACACCAAGCUGCAAUGGACAAAUACAUUGGACAAGGGUGAUUUGCUUCUGCCGGUUCCCUCCUUGCAAAUCAAGAAGAACCCUCAGGAGCUGUGCAAGGAACUUGCGGAGAAGUUCCCCGAGUCCGAUCUGGUCUCACCUCCUGUUGCCUUCGGCGUGCAUCUGCAGUUCUUCUUCAAGCCUGGCCCUCUCACCCAGACCGUCGUCCCCCGCAUCCUGAAGGAGAAGGCCACCUUCGGUACCAAUGGCAACAUGGGCCUGCAGGAUCCCUCGGACCCUUCCAAGGGCAAGAAGAGAAUCAUUGUUGAGUUCUCGUCGCCGAACAUCGCCAAGCCCUUCCACGCCGGUCACCUCCGGAGUACCAUCAUUGGAGGUUUCCUGGCCAACCUGUACACCGUCAUGGGUUGGGAUGUCAUCAAGAUGAACUACCUUGGUGACUGGGGCAAGCAGUACGGUCUUCUCGCCAACGGAUUCAAGCUUUUCGGUAACGAGGAGGAGCUGCUCAAGAACCCCAUCAACCAUCUGUUCGACGUUUAUGUGAAGAUCAACCAGAUUGUCGGACAGCAGGAGGGCCCCAUCAAGGAGCUGAAGGAGCAGAUCAAGGCCAAGAAGGAGAAGAGCGAGGAUGUGUCUGAGCUUGAGGCUGAGCUCGCGAAGCUCGUCGAUGUUAGCGAGGAUGAGAAGGCCCGUCGUUACUUCAAGAGCAUGGAGGACGGUGACCAGGAUGCUCUGGCGCUGUGGCGCCGAUUCCGUGAUCUCAGUAUCGAGAAGUACAAACAGACCUAUGCUCGUCUCAACAUUGACUUCGAUGUGUACUCUGGCGAGUCCCAGAUUAAGAACGAGAGCAUGACCGCAGCCUACCAGUCCAUGGAGAAGGCUGGCGUUUCGGAGAAGUCCGAGGGUGCCGUCAUCGUCGACUUCACCAAGCAUGGUGCCAAGAAGCUCGGCAAGGCCAUCAUUGUCCGCAAGGAUGGCACUCCUCUGUACCUGACCCGUGAUAUCGGUGCCAUCAUGGAGCGUGACGAGGCCUACCACUUCGACAAGAUGAUCUAUGUUGUUGCCGCUCAGCAGGAUCUCCACUUGGCUCAGCUGUUCAAGAUCACCGAGCUGAUGGGUCACAAGGAUCUGGCCAGCCGCUGCCAGCACAUCAACUUCGGCAUGGUCCGGGGCAUGAGCACCCGCAAGGGUACCGUCAAGUUCCUGGAUGACAUUCUGCGGGAUGUCGCCGACAAGAUGCACGAAGUCAUGAAGAAGAACCAGGAGAAGUACGACCAGGUCGAGAACCCCGAGGCGGUGGCCGAUAUCCUGGGUCUCACUUCGGUCAUGGUACAGGACAUGACCGGCAAGCGUAUCAACGGUUACGACUUCAACCUUGAAGCGAUGACCUCGUUCGAGGGUGACACCGGUCCCUACCUGCAAUACGCCCACGCCCGUCUCUGCUCCAUGGGCCGCAAGUCCGGCCUGAGCGUUGAGGAGCUCGACUCCGCCAACCUCGACCUCCUGACCGAGACCCACGCCACCGAUCUCAUCCGCCUGCUGGCCACCUGGCCCGAUGUCCUGCUGAACACCACCAAGACCCUGGAGCCCACGACUAUCAUCAACUACCUGUUCCGCAUGACACACAUCCUCAGCUCCGGCUACGACUCGCUCAAGGUCGUCGGCAGCGAGCCCGAGGUCAAGAAGGCCCGUAUGGCUCUGUACGCGGCCGCCAGACAAGUAUUGCACAACGGCAUGAGGGUUCUGGGUCUCAGCCCUGUUGAACGGCCUCUGCUAGUUUCCGCAGCUUGGCGAGUAUACCCCAGAAUCCAGAUAAAGGAGGAUUAUUUUGAGACAACAUCCGAGCCCCUUUUUGAAAGUGCGAGCACGGCGACAAUCCGUGAGCAUUUCCAGAAAUGGGCCACGACUGCUAUUCAGGAAGAGUCAGGCGGCUCGCCUGAUAUGAUUCGGUACUCUAACGUUGAAGCAGCGCGCUAUCGGUUCUGUCUUUUUGUUGAACAGUCCUUGCAGAGUGUUCUUCAGGCACCUUAUUGA